Messenger RNA from Desarmillaria tabescens, 2427 nucleotides. RefSeq names its product glycosyltransferase family 39 protein. Gene Ontology annotation, molecular function: dolichyl-phosphate-mannose-protein mannosyltransferase activity. The transcript has 9 exons. Gene Ontology annotation, cellular component: endoplasmic reticulum; membrane. Gene Ontology annotation, biological process: protein O-linked glycosylation via mannose. The record is from RefSeq and is a predicted model, not a curated record. NCBI's taxonomy places the organism in Eukaryota, Fungi, Basidiomycota, Agaricomycetes, Agaricales, Physalacriaceae. Bases 1 to 2427 code for a protein of 808 amino acids.
AUGUCUGUUGCGGUAAAUUUUGGCGCGUCAGAUCCCGAUUCUUCUUCUUCAGACUUUGAGGAAGUGCAGUAUCCACCGAACAACUGGGCCCAGGCAGACGAGCAACUGCCUCUAUAUCAUAUGGAAGAGAAAGCACGGAGGAGGACGAGAGGAGUAGGACCCAGCUUUGAGGACGACGGGUAUGAGGUCGCACAGAAGAUGGAUUACGCAUACAACGACGAGGGCAAGGAUGUCUACAACAAAAUGCGCUCACCGAGGAGCGGUAUGGGCGGUGGACGACCACGAACAGCACCGCCGCCACCCCCAACGUCCAUCCGAGAAUUCCUACACCAAAACCUGGAACACAUCCCGCCUGUCAUCUACACCCUACUCUCCUGCUAUACCCGCUUUCACAAGAUAGGCCUCGCCGACGUCGUCGUAUGGGACGAAGCCCACUUUGGCAAAUUUGGGUCGCAUUAUCUGAAGCGCGAGUUUUACUUUGAUGUGCAUCCGCCACUGGGGAAGAUGCUGGUUGGGCUUGCUGGUCUGCUGGCAGGCUAUGAUGGGAGCUUCGAGUUCAAAAGCGGGGUGCAGUACCCCGAUACUGUGCCGUAUGUCGCUAUGCGGGUCAUGAUGGCGACUUUUGGUGUGGCCAUGGUCCCGCUGGGAUGGUAUACUGCUGUCGAACUUGGCAUGAGCCAAUGGGCUUGUCAUUUGGUAGCAUUGAUGGUUCUUUUGGACGUUGGCUGGCUAUGUAUCUCUCGCUUCAUUCUGCUUGAUUCUAUGCUACUCUUCUUCACAUUCUUAACGGUCUUCUGCUUGACAAAGUUUCACAACCAACAAUAUCAACCUUUCUCUAUAGACUGGUGGUUGUGGUUGACGAUGACGGGGCUAUCUAUCGGUUGGGUCACUAGUGUCAAAUUAGUUGGUUUGUUUGUCACGGCUCUGGUCGGUCUAUACACCAUUGAGGAUCUCUGGGACAAGUUUGGUGACCUGAAAAUGCCUGUGCGUGAUCAACUGAAGCAUUGGGGCGCGCGCAUAGCCUGUCUGAUCGUCAUUCCCCUUCUCACGUUCAUGGCGUCUUUCAAAAUCCACUUUAUGAUUCUCAACCACUCAGGUCCCGGCGACUCCCAGAUGAGUUCUCUUUUCCAGGCAAAUCUGGUCGGAAACGACUUCAAGAACAGCCCACUCGAGAUCGCAGUCGGUUCGAAGGUUACACUGAAAAAUGUCGGCUAUGGCGGUGGUCUUCUACAUUCACAUGUACAGACAUACCCAACGGGAUCUACGCAGCAGCAGGUCACCUGCUAUCAUUACAAGGACGACAAUAAUAACUGGCUAAUCCUACCGACAUGGGAAGAACCCGAAUACAAUCCGAACGACCCGCUGCGCUUCCUGCAGGACGGCGAUGUCAUCCGACUCUCACACGUGCCCACCACUCGCAAUUUACACUCUCACAAUAUUCCCGCCCCGGUGACGAAGCUGGCCCACGAAGUAUCGUGUUAUGGUAACUCAACUAUUGGCGACGCUUCGGACUAUUGGAUCGUCGAAGUCGUAGGUGACAUCAAACAGGGCAAAAAGAUAGACAGGAUCCAUUCGUUGACGACGCAAAUGCGGUUCCGUCACAAGAACUUGGGAUGUUACUUGCGUGCAGCGAAUAGCGUCCUCCCACAGUGGGGCUUCAAGCAGAUUGAAGUCACCUGUACCAACGAUAAUGACCCAAAGGACGCGCAUACACACUGGAACGUCGAAAGUCAUUGGAACGACCGACUUCCCCCGGGCGACAUGAAAUUCUACAAAUCUCCUUUCCUGCGGGACUUUUGGCACCUUAACGUUGCAAUGAUGACCUCCAACAACGCCCUAGUCCCAGAUCCAGAUAAAGAAGAUAUCCUCGCGUCCAAGCCAUUCGACUGGCCCUUCCUCCAUCUCGGACUGAGGAUGUGUGGCUGGGGAGACCAACAGGUCAAGUAUUAUCUCAUGGGGACGCCCUUAAUCUGGUGGGGAGGCACGAUCAGUUUGAUCCUGGCGCUGUUGACGUUUUUGGUGUACCUGCUUCGGAUGCAGAGGAAGUAUAUUGAUAUGGAGCCGAGGGAGUGGGAUCAUUUCUUGUAUGUAGGGAAGAUUGCAUUUUUGGGAUGGGCACUUCAUUAUGUGCCGUUCAUGAUCAUGGGCCGUGUCACAUACGUCCAUCACUACGUAGGGUUUCUUUCCUUCCUUCUACUUCCAACGCUCUACUUCUCCGUGCUGAUGUUUGCACAUCUCCUUGAUCACUUUGUCUUCUCUUCGCGUCAUUUGACGACAAAAGCAAAAUGGAUCGCUUUUGGGAUCUGCUCUUCGUCGAUAUUCCUGACAUUCUGGUGGUUUAGGGGAGUCGCUUUUGGUAUAAGUGGACCUAUAGCCGAACAUUGGGGGUUGCAGUGGCGUAAAAGUUGGAAUAUUUACAAUAAUUAA